GUAAAAAAAAAAAGCCGCCUUCCCUCCUUUGACCUUCCAUUUAAUUCCCAGUGCGCCGUGUUUCUGUUUUCUGAUUUCCGUUUUCGUUGUAGUUUUCGCCCACAAUAAUGCAAGCAGUGCAGCCUCCACCACCUCUGCCGGUGUUUUCGGACUCUUCCGCCGCCGGAUUCAGUGGUGGCUCAUCAAUGAUUAGAACUUACCGCGCCUGGAAGGGUAGUAACGUAUUUUUUCUUCAGGGGAGGCUAAUAUUUGGACCUGAUGCAAAAUCUAUAUUUUUAACGAUAUUCCUUAUUGUUGCCCCUGUUGCUACUUUCUGUGCUUUUGUAGCCAGAAAACUGUUAGACGAUUUUCCUCAUCACUCAGGAUGGUCAAUAAUGGUCAUAGUUAUUGUCCUCACCGUGUUUGUUCUGAUCGUCCUUCUGCUGACCUCAGGAAGAGAUCCUGGCAUAGUACCCCGUAAUGCUCAUCCUCCAGAGCUAGGCGAUGAUGAUGGGAGUUCUAGAAUCAACAAUGGACAAAAUCCCCGGCUGAGUUUGCCACGGACAAAGGAUAAUUGUAUAACUGUGAAGGUCAAAUAUUGCGAUACCUGCCUGCUAUAUAGGCCUCCCCGCUGUUCUCAUUGUUCGGUCUGUGAUAACUGUGUAGAGCGAUUUGAUCAUCACUGCCCUUGGGUGGGUCAGUGCAUUGGGUUGCGAAAUUACAGGUUCUACUUCAUGUUUGUCUCGUCUGCAACUUUGCUUUGCUUAUAUAUACAUGGCUUUUGCUGGGUCUACAUCAGGAGGAUCAUGGACUCUGAAGAGAUUUCAAUCUGGAAAGCAAUGAUCAAAACUCCUGCUUCUAUAGCACUUAUAAUCUACUCGUUCAUCUGUGUCUGGUUUGUCGGUGGCCUUACUGCUUUCCAUUCGUAUCUCACCAGCACAAACCAGUCCACAUAUGAAAAUUUUAGAUACCGUUAUGAUAGUCAGCACGUCAACCCAUUUAACAAAGGAAUAGUCGAGAACUUGAAAGAAAUAUUCUGCUCUAGUAUUCCUCCGUCAAAGAACAAUUUCAGGUCCAAGGUUCCAAAGGAUACAUCACCUAAGUCAAGAGGUGGUAAUGGGCCCGUGAGUCCCGUAAUGAGAAAAACGAUGGGUGACUUGGAAUUAGGGAGAAGGGAAGCCUACAGUGAGAGCGAUGAAGAAGAAAAUGAAUAUAAAGGUGGACUUGACGACGAUGAGGAACUUAGCAAGGAUAAUGGAUUGGCUGACGUGGCCCUGGAUUUGAGCAUACCUAUUCCCAGACAAGGUGUGGAGGGGCAUGAUGCUUCAUAUCUAAUACGUUCUCAUUGGGAAGGAAGAAGCAGAAUGGAGGACAUUGCUCCUCAAGUUCUUGACGGACUGCCUCAAGCCGGCGAAUCAACAAAAGCAGCUUCAUAGAAUCAAGGCAAUUUACAAAUGUAUGUAUUUUUUUUUUUAAAAUAAAUAAAAGAGGAACGAGUUUAUAGUCUACUUGCAAGCUAAAUGCAAUCUACCAAUCAAUCAACUGGUUCUUCCUUAUAUAUUUAUAAAAAUUUUGUUUAAUGUUUAA
This is a messenger RNA of Prosopis cineraria, 1566 nucleotides long. RefSeq names its product probable protein S-acyltransferase 5. The record is from RefSeq and is a predicted model, not a curated record. Lineage: Eukaryota; Viridiplantae; Streptophyta; Magnoliopsida; Fabales; Fabaceae. Gene Ontology annotation, molecular function: protein-cysteine S-palmitoyltransferase activity. Gene Ontology annotation, biological process: peptidyl-L-cysteine S-palmitoylation; protein targeting to membrane. Gene Ontology annotation, cellular component: endoplasmic reticulum; Golgi apparatus.